AUGGAUGCCUUGUUUGCUAUGAUCAUUGUGAGCAUCUGCAUAUUGUUGAUGAAUAAUGUAGUUGCAUCUAAUGUUUCAGAUUCUAGCAGAGAAUUGAAGGCGUUGAUAGAUUUUGGAUGGCCUUAUAUCAACACCACUGCUCAUCACUGCGAUUGGGAAGGCAUUGCUUGUGAUGAUGAUGGCCACGUUGCAGAGAUAAGCCUGCAGUCUGAAGUAGGAUGCAAUGAUGAUGAACAUAGGUGUCACGAUGUUGGCUAUUUGGAUCCGCUUGUUUUCACAUCUCUCACUAGCAUUCAUCUCAGCUCAUGUGGUCUCUAUGGAGAUAUCCCACCACAAAUAGGUUACGUCUCCAACCUAUCUUAUCUCAAUUUCUCGAAUAAUUAUCUCGAAUGUGAGCUGCCUCUAUCAUUGGCCAAUCUGAGUGAGUUACAUGUGCUCGACAUUUCUAAUAACUUUGGCAUUUAUGGUCUCAUUCCACCUCAAAUGGGAAGCUUAUCCAAGCUAACUUAUCUCGAUUUGUCUGGUAAUCACCUCCACGGUGAGCUGCCUGCAAAUUUGACUGAGUUACAUGUGCUCAGCAUUUCUUUCAAUAAGUUUUCCGGUGUCAUUCCACCUGAGAUAGGAAGCUUAUCAGAACUAACUCAUCUCGAUUUGUCUGACAAUAGCCUUGAGGGUGAGUUGCCUCUUUCACUUUCAAAUCUCACUAAAUUGGAGAUACUUGACAUUUCUUGGAAUAACUUUUUUGGUGGCGUUAUUCCUAAGAUAGGAAGCUUAUCAGAACUAACUCGUCUCGAUUUAUCUAGCAAUCGGUUCGACGGUGAGUUGCCUCUUUCACUGUCAAAUCUAACUAAAUUGCAAGACAUUGACAUCUCUUCUAAUAACUUUUCUGGUGGCAUUAUUCCUAAGAUAGGAAGCUUAUCAGAACUAACUCGUCUCGAUUUAGCUAGCAAUCGACUCGAGGGUGAGUUGCCUCUUUCACUGUCGAAUCUAACUAAAUUGAAAGGUAUUGACAUUUCUUGGAAUAACUUUUCUGGUAGCAUUAUGCCUAAGAUAGGAAGCUUAUCAAGAUUGACUCAUCUCAUUUUGUCUAACAAUCUAUUCAUGGCUGUUUCACUACCAAAUCUAACUAAAUUGGAGGUGCUUGACAUUUCUUACAACAUCUUUUCUGGGGUCAUUCCACCUGAGAUAGGAACCUUAUCAGAACUAACUCGUCUCGAUUUGUCUCACAAUCGACUCAAGGGUGAGUUGCCUCUUUCACUUCCAAAUCUCACUAAAUUGACAGAACUCGACAUUUCUUCUAACGACAUUUCUGGUGCCAUUCCACCUGAGAUAGGAUGCUUAGUGAGACUAACUCAUCUCAAUAUGUCUCAAAAUCAACUCUACUGUGAGUUGCCUAUUUCAGUGGCAAAUCUCACUGAAUUACAGAUGCUUGAAAUUUUUCAAAACUUGAUUCAUGGUGCCAUUCCCUCUGAAUUAGGAAACCUCCAAUCCUUGGCUUUUCUUGACUUGGGAGGCAAUAGCAUCACUGGUGUCAUUCCCUCUGAAUUAGGAAACCUCCAAUCCUUGGAAUUUCUUGACUUGAGCAACAAUGGCAUCGCUGGCUCUAUUCCAUCAACUUUCAUUCAAUUAACAAGAUUACAAUUCUUGAAAUUGGAUGUGAAUAGGUUGGAAGGUAUUUUUCUAGGGGGGAUAGAAAAACUAUCUUCGAUCGAAAUGAUAAAUCUAAGUUGGAACUCAAUCAAAGAACAGAUACCUCUUGGUCUAGGAGAUGCUCCCAUUGCACGGUAUCUCACUAUCGACCUUUCUUGGAACAAUCUUUCCGGAAGAGUCCCUGAAUCUGUUUUUAAGUUGAGUGGCAUCAAUUUGUCCUACAAUCAUUUGGAGGGCCAGAUUCCGCUCGCUGUCUGGCGUAAGUUUCCGGUUGAAUCAUUCUUGGGCAAUCCCAUGUUACUGGUUCCAAAUGAGUCCAUGCCGACACCUCCAAUUGCAAUGAAAAGAGAAAAACAUCGAAACAAUUCAGUUACAAUUUAUGCUGUGGGGAUAGUAUUUGGCUGUGUGUUUCUGUUUUCCAUUUUCUUUGGAGUCUUUUUCUUAAGAAAGAAAGCAGCAGCAGCAGCAGCAUCAACCUCACCUGAUCUCAAACAUGGAGACAUAUUCAAGAUAUGGAACUUCGAUGGCAGCAUCGCCUAUCAAGACAUCAUUGAAGCAACCGCAGACUUUGACUUGAGAUACUGCAUUGGAACUGGAGCUUACGGGAGCGUCUACAGAGCACAACUUCCCACUGGAAGAGUUGUUGCUGUUAAAAAGCUUCACAAAUUUGAAGGAGAUAAUCCUAACUUUGACUCCUCUUUUAGGAAUGAAGCCGAGGUUCUCUCCCAAAUUCGCCAUCGCCAUAUUGUCAAGCUUUUUGGAUUUUGUCUGCACCAGCGGAGCAUGUUUCUCAUCUACGACUACAUGGAAAGAGGAAGCCUCUUUAGCGUGUUGAAGUAUGAUGACGAAGCCGUGGAGCUGACCUGGAAGAAGCGGGUAAAUGUGGUGAAAGGCAUUGCCAAUGCGCUGUCUUACAUGCAUCACGAUUGCAACCCUCCUAUUCUACACAGAGACAUUUCGAGCAGCAACAUACUCUUGGAUUCAGAGUUUGAAGGUUGUUUAUCCGAUUUUGGGACAGCUAGAUUGUUGGAUCCAGAUUCAUCCAAUCAGACUCUACUUGUGGGAACUCGGGGCUAUAUUGCACCAGAGUUGGCCUUCACAAUGGCGGUUACCGAAAAAUGUGAUGUGUAUAGCUUUGGAGUUUUGGCAUUGGAAGUCAUGUUUGGAGAUCAUCCGGGGGAUUUCAUUUCCUCCAUGACGACGAUGAGAUCCACACGGUCUGCUCAAAACAUGAUGGUGCAACAACUCAUGGACAAGAGGCUACCAUCUCCAGACGAAGAUGUAAGAGUGUCGAGGGAAGUGGUUGGAGCGGUGAAAAUAGCCCUCAAAUGCAUAAGCUCUGAUCCAAAGUCGCGACCGUGUAUGAAGGAGGUGUCUCAAGAACUCGCUAAGCAACCACCACGGUUGACUAUGCCAUUCCGCUCCAUAUCAGUGCUUCAUCUCAUGCAUUCAGACUGAGCUUAUGUCAUGAUUUUGUCAUUGUGUCGUGUUCUAUCCUCUCCAUUUUAUUAGUUUUUUCCGUUAAUAAUCAGUGUCUAAUGUCGAACAAAGCAAAAAGAUCUCCAUGAAUCGCUAGUCACCUCUGUUUUUAGAAAGAGCUUCUAAAUAAAAUGUGGAUUGUUGGGGCUUUUCCUAUCCUAACAUUCUCUCUAUUUAUAAGAGCAAGGACUUCUCAUCAAAGAAUUCUGUUUAUAACAUAUUAGUUGCUAAUAUCACUAAUUUUUUGCCAAAUUACAGAUUCUCCUAAAUAUUACUAAUAAGUUUGUGCUUUGUGGUGGCAAAGUUCACUAUAUUUACGACAAGUUUUAAGUUGGUGGCAAAAUCGUAAAUACGGCAAUAAGUCAUAAGAGUAAAGUCAAGUCAGUCCAGUAAAGAUAGAAAUUUCAUCAUAUUCUCCCAAAAUAAUUUCCUCACCACAUGAAUUCCAGAAAUUAAUACUUAUCAAAGCUUGAAUCAUAAACAUACCUCACAU
Messenger RNA from Salvia splendens (bonfire salvia), 3622 nucleotides. Its product is annotated as MDIS1-interacting receptor like kinase 2. The transcript is spliced from 2 exons. Gene Ontology annotation, molecular function: ATP binding; protein kinase activity; protein binding. Gene Ontology annotation, biological process: protein phosphorylation. The record is from RefSeq and is a predicted model, not a curated record. Lineage: Eukaryota; Viridiplantae; Streptophyta; Magnoliopsida; Lamiales; Lamiaceae. The coding region runs from base 1 to 3108 and encodes 1035 amino acids.